Messenger RNA from Symbiodinium sp. CCMP2592, 831 nucleotides. Lineage: Eukaryota; Dinophyceae; Suessiales; Symbiodiniaceae. The record is from the annotation of a GenBank genome assembly.
AUGGAUCUGCAGCUGGUGCUUCUUCCUUUUGGCUAUGCAAGCUCGACACAAGCGACGGAGCUGGUCAACAUGGCCAGCUCUGGCAGAGAUUCCGAGGUGGAGGAGCUGCUGCACGAGCGCCUGGAUCCAGACAUCACGUACAGUCGAGGAGAAACUGCUCUCUUCGCGGCAUCCCGGAAGGGCCGUGCAUCUACGGUGAAACUCCUUUUGGAGGCGAAGGCAAGCACAGACAAGGUGUCCGAGCGCAACCGCUUAGGCACAGCUUUGAAUGUCGCGUGCUUUGCGGGCCACGCGGGUGUGACACAGCUGCUGCUGGAGGCUCGCGCCGAAGUUGAGAAAGUACCGGGACAUGGAGAGCUGCCGCUGAACUUGGCAUGCUUCAAGGGCAGCGCCGAAGUGGUUCGGCAUCUCUUAGGCGCAAAGGCAGACAAGGACGCCUGUGGGCAACAGGGCUUCACACCGCUGCUUGAGGCUUGUUCCAGAGGAAACGUGUCCGUAGUGAGACUUCUUUUGGAAUCUCGCGCGAACGUCGAUAAAGUCUGCUGCUCUGACGAUGUGUCCUACGGCGAAACUCCGCUGUACGUGGCUGCGCGGUCCGGCUACAUCGAAGUGGUGCGGCUCCUGCUGCAGGCGGGCGCCGACACCGAGAAGAUCUGUGGGAUGCAAGGUGUCACAGCCGUGGAUAUGGCUCGCCGGAAGAGCCGGAUGCAGACCUGGUUUCUGCUAUUGGAGGCGAGCGCUAGGCAGAAUCAGCUCGCCGGGUCUUGCCUGAAGCUGAUGCGAAGCUUCCUCUCAACACUUCUGUCUGGAUGGAGGGCGAAGAGGCUGUAG